AUGUUGACUCAUGUUGUCCGACGUUCUUUCACUUCUUGUCUAAUUCGACGAUCUCUUUCUACCAUUUCUAGCCAGUCGAGUUCUCCUCCAUCACCAAUACGCAUAUGUGUCGUAGGAAGUGGCCCUGCCGGCUUUUAUUUAACUCAAAAUCUCCUUAAACUCCGUCAAUCACUUCCAGUCACCAUCGAUAUUCUCGAGAAGGCGCCGGUGCCCUUUGGACUCGUUCGUUACGGCGUUGCACCAGAUCAUCCUGAAGUGAAGAACGUCAUUCAUACAUUUACAAAAAUCGCUGAGCACGAACAUGUUCGUUUCAUUGGAAACAUUCAUAUAGGAAACACAGUUCGACUACAGGAGUUACAACAAUUCUAUCAUAUCGUUAUUCUUGCGUAUGGCUCAUCCGUUGAACGUACAUUGAAUAUUCCUGGUGAAACAACACUGGAGAACGUCUUUUCUGCUAAAGAUUUCGUUGGAUGGUAUAAUGGCGUGCCCGAAAAUGCUCAACUUCGGCCAAAACUUGAUGGUACAGACUGUGCUGUUAUUAUUGGCAUGGGAAAUGUUGCUCUCGAUUGCGCUCGAAUUCUUCUCUCACCAGUUGAUGAUCUAGCUAAGACUGAUAUUACAGAUCAAGCACUUGAUAUUCUUCGUCAGAGUCGCAUCCGACAUGUAAUCUUAGUUGGUCGACGAGGUCCAAUGCAAGUGUCAUUUACUAUAAAAGAACUUCGCGAAUUAACGAAAUUGAAUGGCGUUCAGUCCAUGUUGAAAAAAGAAGAUUUUCAAGAAAUUGAUCAAAAUAUGAUUGACAAAUUAGAACGGCCAAGAAAACGGUUAACAGAACUAAUGUUAAAGACAGUUCGAACAAAUCAGACAAAAGAUCACGCAGAACGGUUUUGGUAUUUGAAAUUCUGGCGACGUCCAAGACGAAUCAAUGGGAAGACAAUGGUUGAAAGUGUUGAUUUCGAACACACAGAGCCAGUCGAUCGGCAGCAGUUUGCCAAUGAGAACUUAUUUGUUAAAGAAAAUGGAACAAUCGAAACAGUGCCAUGUGGUCUUGUGAUUAAAAGUAUAGGUUAUUAUGGUGUUCAAAUUGAUCCAUGGUUGCCAUUUGAUAAAGAGCGUGGAAUUAUUCUAAAUCAGCAAAAUCGCAUCGAUGAUCGGCCUGGAUUCUAUUGUACCGGUUGGAUAGGACGAGGAGCCCGUGGUGUUAUCGUCGAGACAACUACUGAAUCGCAUACAGUGGCGAAACGGAUCAUGGAUGAUAUCGAACAAGGGCGAUUGCAGAAUUUACAUGAUGCGAAAUCAGGUGGUGAUGGUUUGAUAUCCCUUGCGAAGUCUCGUCAAGUGCGAUGCAUUUCCUACGAUGAUUGGAAAAAACUCGACGCUCAUGAAACCAAACUUGGCUUAUCUAAAGGAAAACCUCGGGAAAAAAUACUAAAUAUCGACAAAAUGCUCGAAUUAACUUCGAACUCGAAUAGUUAA
Adineta ricciae is the source of this 1476-nucleotide messenger RNA. The record is from the annotation of a GenBank genome assembly. Lineage: Eukaryota; Metazoa; Rotifera; Eurotatoria; Adinetida; Adinetidae.